Fusarium tjaetaba is the source of this 873-nucleotide messenger RNA. Its product is annotated as NADH-ubiquinone oxidoreductase kDa subunit mitochondrial. NCBI's taxonomy places the organism in Eukaryota, Fungi, Ascomycota, Sordariomycetes, Hypocreales, Nectriaceae. Gene Ontology annotation, molecular function: NADH dehydrogenase (ubiquinone) activity. Bases 1 to 873 code for a protein of 290 amino acids. The record is from RefSeq and is a predicted model, not a curated record. The transcript has 2 exons.
AUGGCGACAAGCAUUUCUCGAAGCAGGGCGUUGGCCUCAGCUCUACGACCCGCAAAGCCCUCCGUCCAGCUCCGUAACGAGCAAGCAAUCCGUUGCUUGUCCAGCACUGCCCGUCAAUAUGUCGCAAUGCCGAAGGAGUCUCCCAACCUGCGAAAGGCCCCUCGAGAUCACCCCAGCGUCCUGAAGGCCCCGAUCGUCAACCCUGCCGACAAAUACCAGAGCAAGUCCGACAACAUGCACCGGUAUGGUGCCUGGUUGAUGGGUGUUCUGCCCAAGUACAUCCAGCAGUUCUCCGUCUGGAAGGACGAACUCACCAUUUAUAUCUCUCCCUCGGGUGUCUACCCUGUCUUCAGCUUCUUGAAAUACAACACUGCCGCUGAGUUCACCCAGGUUAGCACUAUCACUGCUGCGGAUUACCCCACGCGCGAGAACCGUUUCGAAAUCGUCUACAAUCUUCUUUCGGUCCGUCACAACUCUCGAAUCCGUGUCAAGACCUACGCCGAUGAGGCUUCUCCUGUCCCCAGUGUUACCGGACUUUUUGAUGGUGCCAACUGGUACGAACGAGAGGUGUACGACCUUUUCGGUGUCUUCUUUGCCGGUCACCCCGAUCUCCGACGAAUCAUGACGGAUUAUGGUUUCGAGGGUCACCCUCUGCGAAAGGACUUCCCCUUGACUGGUUACACUGAGAUCCGAUACGAUGAGGAGAAGAAGCGUAUCGUCACCGAGCCUCUGGAGCUCACCCAGGCGUUCCGUAACUUUGAGGGUGGUUCCAGUGCGUGGGAGCCCGUUGGAGCCGGACAGGACCGCACACCCGAGUCUUUCAAGCUGCCAACGCCCAAGCCUGAGGAGAAGAAGGAGGAGCCGAAGAAAUAA